AAACGUUUUUGAAGACAUCGUACAAUUUGGUUGCCGCGUAGUUCGUUUAUGGACGGUACAUCGGGAUGGCAUUAGGACGCAAGAAUGCUGUAAGUUUGUUUCUUACUUCUUUUGUUUACUGGGUCAGCUCUAUGUCUUCUGUUUGUAAUAAAAUGUUCUAAGUAUAUUUCACUUUACUUCCGGGAAGUGGUGAUAUGCUUUGCUAAGACUUUUAUUCUGGUAAGUUUAGUAAGGCGUUUGAAUUUGAACACACGUUAGCUACAUCUAGUAUGGAUUGUAUCCUCAAACUACGUAAUAAUAAUAAUUUCAGGACUGUCAUUGUUAGAUCAAUAGACUAGAGAUGAAUGUCAGUCACCACCAGUUCUCCCCCGCAAUAUUAAAAUGUCCUCCUGCGACACGAAAAUGUACAGUCAAUCAUCAAAUAGAAUAUUUUAAUACAAAACUCGUCUACCUCCAGAGGUAAAUAGGAUCUUGUUGGUGAAAAACCUACCCUAUAACAUAUCAGCGGAAGAAAUGUAUGAUAUUUUCGGCAAGUACGGUGCUAUCCGUCAAAUUCGCAUCGGCAACACCCCUGAAACGAAAGGAACUGCUCUGGUUAUCUAUGAAGACAUUUUUGACGCUAAGAACGCUUGUGAUCACCUCAGUGGCUUUAACGUUUGUAACCGAUAUCUCGUAGUUCUGUACUACCAGAGAAACAAGCAAUUCAAGAAAACUGAUGUAGACAAAAAGAAAGAAGAAUUAGAUCGAUUGAAGGCAAAAUAUGGAUUAAAUACUCCGAAAAUGAAAUGAUUCAUUUCACAACGAAUCUGGAGCUUUUCCGCGGUUUUCUCACACCGGACGUUCUUAAAUCCUUGUGCAAAUAAAACUUAUAACUUUGACAAAAUAAUCAAUAAAAUGUAUAAAAGUAACGUGAUCAUUUUUUGAUAGUAAACUUCAGAUAUUCUGAUUACAUGAACAAAAUGUAAUCAUGUUGCAGUUGUGCUGUUCUAUAUAUAUAAAUAUAAACCAAAUGUAAUAAAAC
This is a messenger RNA of Schistosoma margrebowiei, 1021 nucleotides long. The record is from the annotation of a GenBank genome assembly. Lineage: Eukaryota; Metazoa; Platyhelminthes; Trematoda; Strigeidida; Schistosomatidae.